Zygosaccharomyces rouxii is the source of this 447-nucleotide messenger RNA. RefSeq lists its product as uncharacterized. The record is from RefSeq and is a predicted model, not a curated record. NCBI's taxonomy places the organism in Eukaryota, Fungi, Ascomycota, Saccharomycetes, Saccharomycetales, Saccharomycetaceae. The coding region runs from base 1 to 447 and encodes 148 amino acids. The transcript has a single exon.
AUGAGAUUGACACUGAUUUUAAUUUUAACCCAUCUGAGCAUUUGCAUGGCAGGGGCAAAUAAAUUGCCCAGCUUUGUUACUGACUUCUUGAACGGUGCAGAGAGUAAUGGCAAUUGGAAUGAAGACACUGCUCAAAAUUAUGUAAACCAGUUGAUCGAGAAACAUGGCGCUAAAGUGCAAGAACAAAUCAAUCAAAUUACUGAAGAUGAAAAAGUUGCAUAUGCUCAAUCUUUGCAAGAGGAAACUAAAGAUUGUGGUAAAAGAUGGCAUGUCGGCGAUGCGACAUUGACUAAACUCGAUAACAGUGUCAUUGGGUCCGCCUUUAAUAAACUGAGAGAUAGUUUACCUUCGUGGGUAUCAUGGGAUCAAACCAGUCUACAAGAUUACGGAGUAUAUUUUUUCAGUGUCAGCGAUACCAAUAUCUUCGAAGGUUUAGAAGAAGGAUAA